Aspergillus versicolor CBS 583.65 is the source of this 588-nucleotide messenger RNA. RefSeq lists its product as uncharacterized. NCBI's taxonomy places the organism in Eukaryota, Fungi, Ascomycota, Eurotiomycetes, Eurotiales, Aspergillaceae. The record is from RefSeq and is a predicted model, not a curated record. The coding region runs from base 220 to 522 and encodes 100 amino acids. The transcript has a single exon.
GGUCGUGCCCGGCCAACAUAUCACGAGCAUCGAGUUGGAGGAGAUCCAGACCCCGCAAUCAUGAUGGUGGCGGUGUUCAGCUACAAUUUUCGACACGAUCUACCUCAGUGGCGAACUCUAAUGAUUAUGAUUAUGUCUUUCUCUCUUUUUAUUUCUAAAGCCGUCCGUUUCUUUGCUUUUUCCCAAGUGCCUGCUUCCAGGGUCGUGUUUCGUUGACAGAUGUGGCAUGCAUUAUUCACGUGGGGAAUUGGGAUAAUGACUGUGGUUCAGGGAAUCGACCUGAAGUAUGGAUUGAUAGCAACCUGUUGCUACCACCCUUUUCAUAUGUGGGCGCCCUGCAAGAGGAGGCUCAAGUCUGCCCUGACUGGAUAUUCUGCGGUCCAUUGUCCACUUUCGAUGAGGCGCCAAGAUCUAGAUGCGAGGACUGAGUCCUGUUGCAACGUGGUGAGUGUGGGAGUGACGAAACAGAUAAGGCUGCGUUAUCUUGGCGCAGAAACUGGCCCUUGGCAGCAUCAACCAUAGCCCUGAUUCAACUGGACUGAGUUCGGAGAUAAACUGGCGGUGUUCCUGCAGUUCAAGGAGGGCACA